Molecule: messenger RNA, 2409 nt
Organism: Pollicipes pollicipes
Lineage: Eukaryota; Metazoa; Arthropoda; Thecostraca; Pollicipedomorpha; Pollicipedidae
Product: phosphatidylinositol 4,5-bisphosphate 3-kinase catalytic subunit alpha isoform-like
Biological process (GO): phosphatidylinositol-3-phosphate biosynthetic process; cell migration; phosphatidylinositol-mediated signaling
Cellular component (GO): phosphatidylinositol 3-kinase complex; plasma membrane; cytoplasm
Molecular function (GO): 1-phosphatidylinositol-3-kinase activity; 1-phosphatidylinositol-4-phosphate 3-kinase activity
Source: RefSeq, a predicted model, not a curated record
AUGACCGUUGAGUACAUCCGGACGUGUAUCGCCAAGGACGAGACGCCGCAUCUGGCGAUGAUGUCGCGGCGCGCCAUCUGCAAGGCCAUCCCCACCAGCAACCACCUGGAGCCCAUGUACCCCAUCAACCUCUACAACAUCAGCGACCCCUUCCUCAUGACCGUGUGCGGCGUGCAGUACCUCAACGUGUCGGACGUGGACCGGUUUUACGUGAGCGUGGGCCUGUUUCUGGGCGCCACGGCGCUCUGCGACCUGGAGGAGACGCCGUGCGUCAGCGGCGACCGCGUGCCCCGCUGGAACACCACCAUCACGUUCGAGACGCUCGUGCAGGACCUGCCGCUGUCGUCGCGCCUCUGCAUGGGCGUGGUCGGCGUCUCCAAGCGGAAGAAGAAGGAGGAGCAAUUCACGCUCGGAUGGUGUAACCUGGCGCUGUUUGACUACCGGCGGCAGCUGCUGUCGGGCAAGAAAAAACUCCAGCUGUGGCCCGUGCCCAAGGGUCAGAACGAGAAGCUGUUUCCGCUGGAGGCCGUCGGCCCGAACCCCGUGCAGGACUCGAACGCCGCCUGGCUGGAGGUGGAGCUGCCCACUUACCCGAAGCCGGUGGAGUUCCCCGCCGACGAGUGCGUGCACGAGCUGGGCGCGCUGGCCGACGCGCCCUCGCCGGCCGAACAGAAGAUCACGGUGGAGGUGUCGCAGCGGAUCCGCGAGGUGGCCUGCCGGGACCCGCUCUCCGACAUCACGGUGCAGGACGCCGGCCUGCUCUGGACGUACCGGCGCUACUGCCGCGCCCACAUGCCGCACGCCGUGCCAAAGCUGCUCGACGCCGUCAAGUGGGACUCGCGCAAGGACGUGGCCCAGUUCUACCUGCUGCUGCGGGACUGGCCGUGCGUGGACGUGGAGGUGGCGCUGGAGCUCCUCGGCUGCAAGCACCGGGACCAGAAGGUGCGCGAGUUCGCCGUCCGCUGCCUCAACAAGGUGCUCACCGAUGACAAACUGUCUCAGUACCUGAUCCAGCUGGUGCACACGCUGCGACACGAGAUGCACCUGGACAACGCCCUGACGCGCUUCAUUCUGGAGCGGGCGCUGCGCAACAAGAACAUCGGCCACUUCCUGUUCUGGCACCUCAGGUCGGAGCGGCAGUCGGCCAGCUCCAAUCAGCGGUUUGAUCUGUUGCUGGAGGCUUACUGCCGCGGUCUGGGCCAGGAGCACAUCAAGGCGCUCAACAAGAAGGUCCAGUGCCUGGAGAAGAUCUCCAUUCUGACGCAGAGUCUCAAGGAUCGAAAGGACGAAGCGCCCAAGGAGCGGCAUAAGUACCUGUGCGAGCGGGUCAAGCAGAGCGACUACCUGGAGAGUCUGCAGAACAUUCCGUCUCCGCUGUCGCCUCAGGUGCUGCUCGGCGAGAUCCUGGUGGACGAGUCGCGGAUCAUGGACUCUGCGCGGCGGCCGCUCUGGCUCAUGUGGACGAACCCGGACGAGACGGUGCGCUACAUCGGGGACUCGCUGGAGCGCAACCGCGUCGAGAAGAACGCCAUCAUCUUCAAGAACGGAGACGACCUGCGCCAGGACAUGCUGACGCUGCAGGUGAUCAAGAUCAUGGACCACACCUGGGACCAGGAGGGGCUCGACCUGCGCAUGAUGCCCUACAGCUGCCUGGCCACGGGCAGCAUGAUGGGCAUGAUCGAGGUCGUACGCAACGCUAAGACGGUGUACCGGAUACAGCGGGAGGCGAGCAAGCUGGCCGCCAUCCAGGUGGACUCGACGCAGCUGCACAAGUGGAUCCGCGACCGCAACCCGGGCCGGCUGUACGACGCCGCCGUCGACACGUUCACGCGCUCGUGCGCCGGCUACUGCGUGGCCACGUUCGUGCUGGGCAUCGGCGACCGCCACCCGGACAACAUCAUGGUCAACCACCAGGGCCAGAUCUUCCACAUCGACUUCGGCCACUUUCUGGGCCACUUCAAGAAGAAGUUCGGCAUCAGCCGCGAGCGCGUGCCGUUCGUGCUGACGGACGACUUCUUGCGUGUGAUCGCGCGCGGCGCCGACAACCCCAAGAAGAGCAAGGCCUUCCAGGAUUUCCAGAAGCUGUGUGGCAAGGCGUACCUGGCGCUCCGCAAGCACAGUCACCUCUUCAUCACGCUCUUCACCAUGAUGCUGUCCACGGGCAUCACCGAGCUACAGUGCGCCGACGACGUCAACUACCUCCGGAAGACGCUGCAGGUGGAGGUGGGCGAGGAGCAGGCGCUCGAGUACUUCCAGAACCAGUUCAGCGAGGCGUACGGCGGCGCGUGGACCACCAAGCUCGACUGGUUCUUCCACUCGGUGAAGCAAUGUAGCGCGUCGGCCGCGUGGACGGUGUGCCUUCCGGCGGCGCCCCGCUCUCCGGCCGGGAGCGUGCCGGCGUGCAUUUAG